Messenger RNA from Hemicordylus capensis (graceful crag lizard), 878 nucleotides. RefSeq lists its product as uncharacterized. The record is from RefSeq and is a predicted model, not a curated record. The transcript is spliced from 2 exons. The coding region runs from base 43 to 744 and encodes 233 amino acids. Lineage: Eukaryota; Metazoa; Chordata; Lepidosauria; Squamata; Cordylidae.
AUAUAGAUGCAUCUAGCCCAGCAUAGAAGUUGAAACCCUAAAAUGACAAUAAUCAGAACUGUGUGGAAGUCAUGCCAAACCAAGCCAGAAAUCUCUUCAGUCAUGAACUUCCUGAAUGCUGUCCUUUCUUUGAUGUUUGCCUUUUUGGCUGGGCUUAUCCUGGUGUUCUGCAUAACCAUCAUGGCUUGCACCCUUCUUUUCAGCACAAGAAUAACAAUCACAAUGGGCAAAGCUAAGAUGGUUACAACAUUUGAGCAAGAGGUACCAGAUAAAGAAUUUAUGAGACCCAUCAUCCCAUCAGAAUCAACACGUCUAAUCAUUGAAUUUGAUGAAGCUGAGCUUUUAGCCAAACUAGCCAAAGAAAUUGUUCCCAGAUAUGGCAUGAUGAUGCAGCUUGCUGUGAAGAACCAAACUUGGACAAUCGUCUCAUUGAAAGUGCAUCCUUCUGACAGCACAUGGAAUGCUGAUCUCUACCUUAAGAAAGACCCACAGGAGGUCAACUACCCAGAUGAGCAAAGAUAUGUAUUCAACUGCAAGCAACUGAGUAAGGACUGCAGUUUAACAAUCCAUGAGGCUCACAAGGAACCAAUAGUUCAAAACCUACAACUCGGUGAUGUUAUCAGAGCUCUCUUGCAGGCUUUCCACAAUCCAUCUCCAGUCCUCACCAAAGAAGAAGCCACUGAGGCUCAUGAGGAUAAUGUCAAGACUGAAGAAGCAGAAAUCUAUCAGAGCAGUGAAGAGUAAUCCUAUAUCCAUCACUACCUGGGAGACAGGCACAAUCUGCCCUCGGGUCAUACAGUUUAUCAAAUGAAUACAUUCUGUAUGUAACAUUUUUGGGCAUGCAUAAACAAUUUGGCUGAUGAAAAAGUCUAAACAUU